AUGGCCAAAUUCAUUGCUAUCAUUGUCCUCCCCUUCGCCCUGGCGACCCCACCGGGUAUUCCCUCGGUCUCAACAGCGACGUCGCAACUUGCCGAAUUGGCCGUGAGUGCCGGAUCCCAAGAUGGUUAUGACCGGGAUCUGUUCCCUCACUGGAUUACCAGAGAUGGAUGCACCACCCGCGAAACUAUUCUGAAACGCGACGGCACCGAUGUUGUGCAAGACGACUCUUGCAGUGCUACCAGCGGAACGUGGUAUUCUCCGUACGAUAGCGAGACCUGGACUCAGGCCAGCGAUCUGGACAUCGACCAUGUAGUUCCAUUGGCUAAUGCAUGGAAGUCUGGCGCAUCUGAAUGGACCACUGAUCAACGCGAAAAUUUCGCCAAUGACCUGGAUCAUCCUCAGUUGCUGGCUGUCACAGACAAUGUUAAUCAGGCGAAGGGCGACUCUGGUCCCGAGGAAUGGAAGCCGCCAUUGGAGUCAUAUCAUUGUACAUACGCAAAGAUGUGGGUUACGGUCAAAUCUGUAUACAAUCUGACGGUGACUGGAGAAGAGAAGACGGCCUUACAGGGCAUGUUGGAGGGAUGUUAA
Molecule: messenger RNA, 588 nt
Organism: Aspergillus ruber CBS 135680
Lineage: Eukaryota; Fungi; Ascomycota; Eurotiomycetes; Eurotiales; Aspergillaceae
Product: HNH endonuclease family protein
Exons: 4
Coding region: 1-588 (195 amino acids)
Source: RefSeq, a predicted model, not a curated record